AUGUCCCAUACGAUUGAUCUCGCUGCGAAAAAGAAAACUAUGCCUGAUGUCUCGACAUUUCCAUUUACAGUGACUGAACAUAUUAUUGACGGACAGCAUAUUCGAGAAUACCCCGAUGCUACCUCUGUUAGCCAAGAUGUGCCUCUGAAGCUUGUCUUGAAAAAGUAUGCUCCUGUUGACAACCCAAAUCCUCAGCCCGGGGACGUGACCAUCAUUGGAGCACAUGGAUGUGGGUUUCCAAAGGAGGUUUAUGAGCCAUUGUGGGAGGACCUUCUCGCCCGCAGCCAACAAGAUGGAUACCGAAUCCGAGCGAUAUGGAUUGCCGACGUUGCGAACCUCGGGGCUAGCGGAGUCCAAAAUGAAUCUAAUCUAGGGAAUGAUCCGUCAUGGUUCGAUCACGGUCGUGAUCUUCUCUAUAUGAUCAACAAGUUUCGAGAUGAGAUGCCGCGCCCCAUAGUCGGGGUGGGACAUAGUAUGGGUGCAGGCCAGCUGGUACUGCUUUCGCUCCUCCACCCGCGCCUACUCACUUCCUUGACCCUGAUCGAGCCGGUCAUCGCGCCCGACAUGUUCACAGGCAAAGGCCCCCUACUGUCAAUCGUCUCGCUCAAACGACGUGACACCUGGAAAUCCCGCUCGGCCGCUAUCGAAGCCGCUCGCAAAGCACAUAAAAUAUGGGAUGAGCGCGUUCUGGAGCGAUGGAUCCGUCAUGCAUACCGCGAUCUACCAACAACUUCCGCGCAAGGCGACCCAGUGACCCUGACCAGCUCGAAGUACCAAGAGGUUCUGCAAUAUCUUCGGCCCAAUCCCGUAGGCCACAAGCCGACGGGGCAAGAAGACAAUCUGGCGGUGGGACCACCGCCCGAUCCUCUUCUUUACGCGGACAUUAUUGGCCCUCCCCAUGCCACCUCGCCCUUCUAUCGGUACGAACCCAUUCUAGCAUGGAAAUUGAUGAAGCACGUGCGGCCGCCCGUGCACUAUGUACUCGGAAGCAAAAGCCCCAUCUCUUAUCCGGAAGCGCGUACGAAUAUCUUGAAUCGCACUGGGACCGGCGUUGGGGGCAGUGGCGGUGUGAAGGCCAUGCGGGUGAAGCAGACCAUCCUCAAAGGGACUCAUCAAUUGCCGUUGGAGAAAGUAGGAGAAACGGCUGCUUCGGUUGGCCCUUGGAUUAGCCAGACCGUGCAGCGUUGGAAAGAGGAUGAAGCCCGGAUCGCGGAGCGAUGGGCUCAAAGACCAAUUGAUGAGAGGCUAAAGUCCAUGGUGGAUUGGGUGCCGACACUGCAGGCAAUGAUCGACCCUGAUCCCCAGCGAAAAAAUUCGAAACUCUAG
Molecule: messenger RNA, 1326 nt
Organism: Penicillium macrosclerotiorum
Lineage: Eukaryota; Fungi; Ascomycota; Eurotiomycetes; Eurotiales; Aspergillaceae
Exons: 4
Coding region: 1-1326 (441 amino acids)
Source: RefSeq, a predicted model, not a curated record